AUGCUGAAUAACCAACCGCCGGCUCAAAGAGGAGGCGAGUCUUCCAGUACGACGACGACGGUGGAGUCUACUCCACAACCACCACCAGUUUUGCAUCUUCGGCCCAGUGAAGAUUCUUCUAAUCAAGAUAAAAAGAAGAAGAAGAAACCUCGUGUAAGAUGGACCGAAGAAGUUGUGGAUAAUGAACAUAUGAAUAAGAAGAAGACUAAGAUUUGUUGCAUAUUCCACCCCCAGAGAGAAUUCGGAGAGCUGUCAUCGGAAUCAUCAAGUGAUUCAUCUAGUGAUUCGAGUGAUUCGUCCGGUGAUGAAGGUAGUGAACGGAAAGAAGAACAGCAUGAUUGCUGUGAUCAUAGUCAUAGAAGUAAGAAGAAGAAGUCGAAACAACGGUCUUCAAGUCCCAAUGCUUACGAGAAACAGCCUCAUUAUACGAAUAUGAGUAAAGUACCUCCAGAAAGUAAAUGA
This is a messenger RNA of Hyphopichia burtonii NRRL Y-1933, 462 nucleotides long. Its product is annotated as type 1 protein phosphatase-activating protein YPI1. The transcript has a single exon. The record is from RefSeq and is a predicted model, not a curated record. Gene Ontology annotation, cellular component: nucleus. The coding region runs from base 1 to 462 and encodes 153 amino acids. Gene Ontology annotation, molecular function: protein phosphatase 1 binding; protein serine/threonine phosphatase inhibitor activity. Lineage: Eukaryota; Fungi; Ascomycota; Pichiomycetes; Serinales; Debaryomycetaceae.